UCCCCGAUCGCUCGGCCGUCGGCUCCGGAACUGCACCGCGGCGAGAGGCGGAAGCGGAGUCGAUGGGGAACCCCUGGGCUGCCGGCGGCUCAGACUCCCGCUCCCUCCCAGCGCAGCGGCUGCUCCGUCCCACGUGAUUCUUCUCAUUGCCGGCUGGGGCGCCGGGGGCCGGGCAGAGCUCCGCAGCGCUGCUUAGUGCACGUGGCACGAGCCCCGCGAUGGCCGACGGCAGGGAUUCUGGAGCAGAGCUAAAUCUUCUCCGCUGUCUUUGAUUCUGGGAAGAGAGGGAAAGCGCAGAGCGUCUCGUCUCUUCAGCUCGUCCCUGGCCGGGGGUCCGGUCGGUAACCUCCAGAGCGAGGCUGAUGUGCCCCGAGAGCUUGACGUGAAGAACCGUCUUCUACCGCAGGGAGCUGAAGUUCACUCGUGUGCUCUUGAAAGAGACAAGCAUUUUUGCCCUCUGUGAGUUCCUUCGAGAGCGCGGUGAUUGUCUGGUGGUUGGGGCAUUUCACGCCCUGGCCGAGGUACCGCAGGGUUUCUGGUAGGCAGGUGUGGGACUCUUGGAUCCUGAAAGGCCCAGCUGCAGCAAGGCGGGAUCCCCUCGGUUAGUGAGCCAGGUUCUGAGUCAAUUAAGAGGAGGCCAACAUGGGUUCUCAGUUGGGCAAGACCCAUCAGCUGAGCGCUGGUAGCCUGCGGGAGGUGAGGAGGGAAAUGGAGUCCAGCGGCAUGAUGAGCGAAUCGCUUGACGAGAUCUUCCAGUGCGCGGAGGAGCAUUUCACCAAGGAGCCCGACUGCGUGAAGAACAAUGCCAAGAUGACACUCCACUGGAACGGGAAAUCGCUGGUGUUCGUGUCCGGCAGAGGAGUAUGCGAAAUUAACGUCUCGUAUAAACAGGGCUCUGAGAAACCCAGCUAUAAUGUCACCUCGCAUAGCUUGAAUAUCUUUCUAGGGAGGAUAUCGGCUGGCCUGAGGGUCCUGAGCCUUGCAAACCUGGAAGGAGCCCGGAGGAGCCUGGAUGUCUGGGAGGAGACACCCAAGAGUCUGAAAACCUGCUUUGACUGCGCCAUCCGGGGCUUCCGGAAGGAGCCCGCGUGCGUGCAGGAGAACGCGAAGCUGGUGAUCCAUUGCAGCAGGAGAAAUCUGCCGUUCAUCUCCGGGAAGGGCGAAUGUGAGAUCAGCGUGUCCUACAGUGACGGGAAACCAGUCUACACCGUCGACGAGCCCACAGGGGAGGUUUACCUGGCGCGGCUCGGCACCUGCCCCGCACCUCUGAACGUAUCGAGUGUAGUGAGGGCUCGCAACAAAUUGGAGUCUUUUGGGGUGAUGACGCAGGAGCUGAGGGGCUGCUUUGAAUAUGCUCUGGAAGCACUGGAGGAGGCACCUAAGCGUGUUCAGGAGAAUGCGCUGAUGUUGCUCGACACCACCAGAGGCAGGAUGAUGUUCAAGUCUGGGAAAGGGGAGAUUACAAUCACCGUCUUCUCCAUGAACGGGGAAUUCACUCAUGACGUCAAAAUGCCCAAAACCAACCGCCCGCCGAGAAAGUGAGGAGGAAAAGAAAAGAAAAUUGGAAUUUGCCAAGAGGCUUCAACCUUCAGAACAGGAUUCAACCUGAGAGUAUCUUAGCUGGAUCCCAUUGUUGCCAACUUUCUCCAUUUCAUUGCCAUAUUUCGUGUUAUGCUCAAAGCCCCCAGCUCUGGGAGUCAAGUGAUUUCCUGGGAAUCUCAGCUUUCAUUUUUUUAAAAAUGGGGGCUGCGUGGAAAAGCCAGAAAAGUGACACCAAAAAUUGCAAAACCAGGCAGUAAAUGAACAGGAUGAAACAUGUGUUGUUGUUGUUGUUGUUUAAAAUCUCACCAUUUUUAAGCCAAUCUCAUGCUUUGAGGGUCCUGAUUCCUGAUUUUUGAUCACUUGGGCUUGGCAAGACUGGGAAUAAAGGAGAAACCAACAGUUUUCCAAGGAUUCCUUCACAUCCUCCAACUCCAUGUGUUGAGAUGGUUGAAGUUCUUUUAUAGAGAAACUUUUUUUCUCUCCUUCAAAUAAUAUUUUUUUUCACAGAAUCCAAAAGAUUUUUCCCCAAACUUUUUUAUUGAGAAAUUUGUAGGAAAUUAAUUGUACAUGAACUUAAAAACACACACAAACACACUUCUUUCCGGUUUUCAUUUUCCAUUUGUUUUUGGUCACCAUAGUGUGAUGCAGUGCAGAAUGAAACUGACCUCUACAUCUAAAACAGGACAGGUCUAAAUUAGCUCCAUUAUUUGAGUUGCUCCAAUUUUUUUUUUUUUGAUCUCCUUUGCCUGAAAACCAAAAAUGAGUUUUGAGAUUGACACAUUUUCCGCUGUUAAAGUGAGUUACACAUUAUUCAACUAGGAAAAAGAGGUGUGUUAUUCACUCAUGUCGAACGAACCCAAGUUAAUUAACCUCUGUUACGAGCUUUCACUAGAGAAAAGUGUGUUUUUACACCCAGAUAGCAAUCCCAAUUUAAACUCCUAGUGAUGUCAAAGGAUGAUAGUUUUUACCUUGCCAUAAUGAGUUUAGAUCAACCAACAUCCCCGCCUAGUGGAUGGAGUAGUGAUGCAUAGACAGGUGGAGCUGGUUGGAUAGACAGAUGGAGCAGCAGCUGGAUGUUUUACUAAUUGAUUACUGAGCAUAUUCUUCAAGAUCUGCUUUUAGGGUGGAGCAUAACAUGAAACAUCCAAGCCGCUGGGUGCUUAUUAAUGACUCAUGUUAAGAAAACACAAUUAAGCCACGCUAGCCCUGUUAAAAUCUUAGAGAGAAUUGCUUGCAGCUUUGACUAUAUGCUGAAUAUCUGCUGAAUAUCGUCAAGCCCUGCUUGGUGUUUGCAGAGGGCUAAGAGGAAAUGAAAAAUGUGUGGUUGAUUUUGAAAACAUUAUCUUAUCUAGCUGCCUAUGCAACUGCACCACGGUUUAUAUGACUUUGAAACAAUGACAUGUGCUGAUGAUGGGAGAAUUUUAACAAUAAAUUUGUCCUACAAAUAUGAUAGCAGCCUCUUUUCCCAUCAGAUUGUUACUUUUUAAAAUUAUUCUGCAUUUUUAACA
This is a messenger RNA of Mauremys reevesii (Reeves's turtle), 3050 nucleotides long. RefSeq lists its product as uncharacterized. Bases 643 to 1542 code for a protein of 299 amino acids. The transcript is spliced from 5 exons. The record is from RefSeq and is a predicted model, not a curated record. NCBI's taxonomy places the organism in Eukaryota, Metazoa, Chordata, Testudines, Geoemydidae.